Molecule: messenger RNA, 1681 nt
Organism: Emiliania huxleyi CCMP1516
Lineage: Eukaryota; Haptophyta; Isochrysidales; Noelaerhabdaceae
Exons: 8
Coding region: 1-1542 (513 amino acids)
Biological process (GO): nucleotide transport
Cellular component (GO): membrane
Molecular function (GO): ATP:ADP antiporter activity
Source: RefSeq, a predicted model, not a curated record
AUGCAGGCCGCGGCUGCCGGAGACGGCAAGGGCGGUCCGCUGGCAAAGCUGCGGGCGAAGCUGCCGCCCCCGGCCGAGCUCAAGAAGGUGACGCCGCUCGGCGCCAUGUUCUUCUUCAUUCUGUUUGCGUACACGAUCCUGCGGGACACAAAGGCGGGCCUCUCGCUGCCCCUGCUUCGCCUGUUCCCUGCCGCCGAUGUGCUCGUCGUGACGGCACCGGGCUCGGGCGCCGAGAUCAUCCCCUUCCUGAAGACAUACGUCAACCUGCCUGGCGCAAUCGGCUUCACCGUCUUUUACUCGUGGCUCUCGAACAAGUUCUCGCAGCAGCAGGUCUUCACCGGCCUCGUCUCCACCUUCAUCGCCUUCUUUACCCUGUUCGCCUUCGUCAUCUACCCCAACGCCGCCGCCCUCCACCCCACCGCCGCUGUCGACGGAAUCGUCGCCGCGCUGCCGGCGGCGCUGGCCGGCCUCUCUGCGCCGCUCGCCAUCAUCCGAAACUGGACGUACGCGGUCUUCUACACGAUGGCGGAGCUGUGGGGCUCGGUGGUGGUGUCGCUCCUCUUCUGGGGCUUCGCCAACCAGGUGACCAAGGUGGAGGAGGCGAAGAGGUACUACCCGCUCUUCGGCCUCGGCGCCAACGUCGCUCUCAUCUUCUCGGGGCUGUAUGUCCGCUUCGUGUCGGGCCUGCGCCGCACAUCCACCGCCGCAGACCCGUGGGCGGGCUCGCUUAAGCUGCUGAUGGGCGGUGUCUCGGCUGCCGGCCUCGUGGUCCUCGCGCUCUUCCAGUACAUGCAGAAGAAGGUGAUGACGGACCCCGAGUGCGUUCCUCCGUCGGCCGUCAAGCAGUCCAAGACCAAGACAUCGAUGGGGAUCAAGGAGUCGGCGGCGUACCUGGCGUCUUCGCCGUACAUCCGCGACCUCGCGACGCUGGUCAUCUGCUACGGCAUGUCGAUCAACAUCGUCGAGGCGAAGGGAGAUGGGAUGGGGGGGGGGGGCGCCGUGACGCUCUUCAUGAUGCUGGCGGGCCAGCGCAUCUUCAAGUACUUCGGGUGGGGCGCAGCGGCGCUGGUGACGCCGACGAUGCUCUUCAUCACCGGCGCCAUCUUCUUCUCGCUCAUCCUGUUUGGCGGGUCCCUCUCGCCGCUCGUGGCCGCCCUCGGCACCACCCCACUCAUGCUCGCCGUCGUGGUCGGCGCCGCCCAAAAUAUCCUCUCCAAGAGCUCCAAGUACUCGCUCUUCGACCCGUGCAAGGAGAUGGCCUACAUUCCCCUCGACGCCGAGGCCAAGACCAAGGGCAAGGCCGCGGUCGACGUGAUCGGCAGCGAGCUCCGCGCGGACCGCAGCUCCACCCGCAACCCGCUGGGCAAGUCGGGCGGGUCGCUCCUCCAGCAGGCCAUGAUCUUCAGCGUCGGCUCGCUCGCCGCGUCGACGCCCUACCUCGCCGGCUGCCUCUUCGUGAUCAUCGCCGUGUGGCUCCGCGCCGCGCGGUCGCUCAACACCCAGUUCACCGCCGCAAUGGCUGAGGAGGGGGCCGAGGCUUGAGCGAAGGGGGUCGUCUGCCCGCUGGAAGCACGAGCGCUUAGCACGCGACCGCUGAGUACUCGCUCGCGCCAAACCCCGGGCCGAGUGCGUGCACGCAUGUACCCACCUCCGCCCUUGGUUUAUUAACUCUGAGAAAACA